GGCUGGGUUUUCUUUAUGGUGGAAUCCUACCAAAAGCCAAGGGUGUGGAGGUUGGCCUGCACAUUGAGCCAGCACGUCCACAUAAGUUGCCUUUUGACAGAGCUGUGGCCAUGGCCGCAUAGUAGGACCACCGUCCCAGACCCUGAGACCAGAAUGAGUGAAGAAGCAUGUCGAACCCGCAGUCAGAAGCGAGCCCUUGAACCCGACCUAACGGAGGAUGAUGUGGAGAGCAAGAAAAUGAAAAUGGAGAGAGGACCAUCAGAGCUAACCAUGGACGGAGACACCAGGGUGAUGCCUGAGCUGGGUGCAGGCCCAGCCCAGGGGUUGCUGAGGACAACAGAGGCCAUGGCCACGGUAUCAGGCGAAGGAAUGGUAGGAGACGGGCCUGUGGACAUGCGUACCUCACACAGUGACAUUAAGUCCGAGAAGAGGCCCCCCUCACCUGAUGUGAUCGUGCUCUCUGACAGCGAGCAGCCAUCCAGCCCAAGGGUGAAUGGACUGACCACAGCAGCCUUGAAGGACACCAGCACCGAGGCGCUCCUGAAAAGCAGCCCGGAAGAGCGAGAGCGGAUGAUCAAGCAGCUGAAGGAGGAGUUGAGGCUAGAGGAAGCGAAGCUGGUCCUGUUGAAGAAACUACGACAGAGUCAAAUACAAAAGGAAGCCACGGUGCAGAAGCCUGCAGCUUCCUCAGGGAGUGCCGUGACCACCCCUCCCCCACUCGUGCGGGGUACCCAGAACAUUCCUGUUGGCAAGACAUCACUUCAGACCUCCUCUGCUCGAAUGCCUGGCAGCAUUAUCCCACCACCACUGGUCCGAGGUGGGCAGCAGGUGUCUGCCAAGCUGGGACCACAGGCCAGUUCCCAAGUAGUCAUGCCGCCGCUUGUCAGGGGGGCCCAGCAGAUUCACAACAUCAGACAGCAUUCCUCCACGGGGCCACCACCCCUCCUCCUAGCCCCCCGUGCCUCAGUGCCCAGCAUGCAGAUUCAGGGACAGAGGAUCAUCCAGCAGGGACUCAUCCGUGUCGCCAAUGUCCCCAAUACCAGUCUACUUGUCAACAUCCCUCAGCCCAGCGCAGCCUCACUGAAGGGGACAACGGUUGCCUCUGCUCAGGCCAGUUCCACCCCCACCAGUGUGGCCUCUGUGGUUGCAUCUGUUGAGUCUCCAGCCAGCCGACAGGCUGCUGCCAAGCUAGCACUGCGAAAGCAGCUGGAGAAGACACUGCUCGAGAUCCCGCCUCCCAAGCCCCCUGCUCCAGAGAUGAACUUCCUGCCCAGUGCUGCCAACAAUGAGUUCAUUUACCUGGUGGGCCUGGAGGAGGUGGUGCAGAACCUGCUGGAGACACAGGGUGACGGCAGGAUCUCUGCCAGCACAGCUGCUGCCGUGCUAUCCCGGGAGCCCUACAUGUGUGUUCAGUGCAAGACGGACUUCACAUGCCGCUGGCGGGAGAAGGGUGGAACUGUCAUGUGUGAGAACUGCAUGACGUCCAACCAGAAGAAGGCGCUCAAGGUGGAGCACACCAGUCGGCUGAAGGCCGCCUUUGUGAAGGCUCUGCAGCAAGAACAGGAGAUGGAGCAGCGGCUGCUGCAGCAGGGCCUGGGUACUGCCAGCACCAAGGCUGAGCCCACAGCCCCACAUCCCACGCUGAAGCAGGUCAUAAAGCCCCGACGUAAGUUGGCGUUCCGCUCAGGAGAGGCCCGUGACUGGAGUAACGGGGCUGUGCUACAGGCUUCCAGCCAGCUCUCCCGGGGCUCAGCCACAGCCCCUCGUGGCGUUCUGCACACAUUCAGCCAGUCACCCAAACUGCAGAAUGCAGCCUCAGCUACGGCCCUGGUAAGCAGGACUGGCAGACAUUCCGAGAGAGCCGUGGGCACCAGCAAGGGCACCACCUCCAACUGGAAGAAGACGCCCCUGAGUGCAGGUGGAACCCUUGCCUUCGUCAGCCCAAGCUUGGCAGUGCACAAGACCACCUCGGCUGUGGACCGUCAGCGGGAAUACCUCCUGGACAUGAUCCCUCCACGCUCCAUCCCCCAAUCAGCCACAUGGAAAUAGUGGAGCCCGGCCCAGCUGA
This is a messenger RNA of Peromyscus leucopus (white-footed mouse), 2068 nucleotides long. RefSeq names its product GATA zinc finger domain containing 2A (gene Gatad2a). The transcript has 13 exons. Lineage: Eukaryota; Metazoa; Chordata; Mammalia; Rodentia; Cricetidae. The coding region runs from base 16 to 2049 and encodes 677 amino acids. Gene Ontology annotation, biological process: negative regulation of transcription by RNA polymerase II. Gene Ontology annotation, cellular component: NuRD complex. The record is from RefSeq and is a predicted model, not a curated record.